Molecule: messenger RNA, 1197 nt
Organism: Symbiodinium necroappetens
Lineage: Eukaryota; Dinophyceae; Suessiales; Symbiodiniaceae
Source: the annotation of a GenBank genome assembly
AUGGUGCGGACGGCAUUCCUGAUCGGAAACAAAACAUACAGCAGACAUGGCAAGAAAAUCUCAUGGUGGGAAGAUAUUCCAGCAGCUUUUCGCGAUGUAGAUGCCGUAUAUGAAGUCUUGGAAGAGGGUGGAUUUGAGGUCGACGUGCCGUUGAAGGAUGCGACGGCUGCAGACUUGCGCGACCUGCCGAGGCGCACGGCAGAUAAACUCGGAAACACCCAUUCGUCCCUUGCUCUGUGGUUCUACAGUGGCCAUGGGGUCACGCAUGGUGGACGCUUGUAUUUGAUACCGUCCGACUUUAUGGCGGAUUGCUCGAUCAUGCAGGGCCUAAUGCCUUUCGCCUUCGUGUUGGUAUUCCUGCUGGGUUUGCUUCGCGGGCAGCUGGGCCUUAACUUUGAAGCCGUAGUUUUAGUUGUUUUGUGUUGCUUCGUGGGAUGGGUAGCUGUUGGACGGAGCAGCUGCAGAGCCUUUGUGCAAGGACUCGUAUGGCAUCCACUGGCCAAAGCUGUUUGCUUUGAAGAGCUUGAGGCCGAGCUUAUCAACGUGCAUUCGACACACCAUGCCUCCUGUGCGACUUUUGUGUUUGUACUGGACUGCUGUAGACUCUCAGCCUACGAGCACUUCACAUGGUGGCACCGCUUGCUGCUGUGGUGGAAAGGAGUGGGUGUCGGAAGCCCAACAUCUCUGUUCGUUCCAUCUUACAAGAGCACACGGCCAAAUUUCUUUCAAGUAUUUGCCUGCGAGUCUGGACGGGCUGCAUUUACAAGUUUGCUUCUGCAGCAUGGGUUCUUUGCUGAAGCUUUGGUGAAGACUCUGCGUGGUUGCAGAAGCAACAGGUGCACUUUAGACUACGUUUUUGAGGGCAUUUGCCGCCACAUGCAUGACGUUUAUGGUCGAGGCAAGCAAAGAGUCUGUAUCAACAGUACCGCAUAUGCAUCUUCGAAGUGCAUUUUGUUCCUGGAUCCAAGUAAGCCAACAUGCCAGUCAGCGCCAACACUCUUAACAAGCAUGGCAAAAUCCAGGCUUAUGCAGUGGAGCGCAAGUGAGUUGGAUAUCUUCAGGAAACAUCGAGCCAGUCAAAGUCUCCGUGGACGAAAGAGACUUGUUAAUCAUCCGUCUCUUUCGGAGGAUGCUCGAGCCAUCAUGAUUCUGCGAGAUGUUGCAAGUGAGAGGACAGGCAGCCGGCAUCGGUUCUAA